Messenger RNA from Cryptococcus deneoformans JEC21, 2454 nucleotides. Its product is annotated as efflux protein, putative. The record is from RefSeq and is a predicted model, not a curated record. The transcript has 7 exons. Gene Ontology annotation, cellular component: membrane. The coding region runs from base 104 to 1960 and encodes 618 amino acids. Gene Ontology annotation, biological process: transmembrane transport. Lineage: Eukaryota; Fungi; Basidiomycota; Tremellomycetes; Tremellales; Cryptococcaceae. Gene Ontology annotation, molecular function: transmembrane transporter activity.
AAUUUUCUUAUCUAAUAAACUCAAGUGACCUCUUGCGAAGCAUCAGCUCAGUCUUUCCUUUCCCCACGCAUUCCAUAACUCUAUACUGGCAGUCUAUGCGCCAAUGUCCGGUAUAAUACCCCCCUUUCAAGGUCAAUUCUCAAUUGAGGCUUUGGCCCCAAGGGCCGAGGGGCUUGCGACCACUUCCAGGCAGGUUUCUUUGCCGCCAGAUCCUUCGUCUACGACUCUGUAUGAGUCACAAUCAGCAACGACGUCUGGAGAGGUAAAUUUGGAAAAGACAUCUACUCUGGGAACAAACAUCAACUCUUGUGCUUCGAACGAAUCAAGGCAAGAGAGAGGUAUCCAAGAAGAGCCCGCUCUCCAAACUCUUCAGGGUUUGCCGUCCAAGACAGCAACAAUAGAACACUCCGGUCCAGCUCGGCUAUCCACCCCCCAUCUAAUAGCUAUCUCCGCUAUUCUUACAUUCACAAUGUGUAUGUCUUCCGCUGGUCAACAAACCCUCAAUAUAGCCCUUCCCACCAUCCAGACAGAUCUCGGCAUGUCUGAGUCCGACCUGCAGUGGAUAACUUCCGCUUAUACCUUGACCAACGGAUGUUUUCUCUUAUUGAGUGGAAGGUUAGCGGACAUUCAUGGAAGGAAAAAAGUCUUCCUGGUAGGAGUGGUUUGGUAUUCUAUCUGGACGCUAGUCGGAGGUUUCAUGAAGAAUGGAGCGGCCCUGGUCAUCACUAGAGCUUUAGCGGGGUGCGGGGCCUCCAUGAGCACUCCAAGCGCGGUUGGUAUCAUCGCACACACAUUCACAGGUCGAGCGCGAUCUACGGCGUUUGCUUCUUUCUCUGCUGGUGCCCCUGUUGGUGGCGCUCUCGGUUUAAUUCUCGGAGGUCUCUUCACAUCUUAUGUCAAGAAUACGUGGCGCGGCGCUCUCUACUGUGUAGCCGGCCUGGCUUUUGCGGUUUCCAUCUGUGCAUUCUUUCUGAUUCCCAAUGAUGGCUCUCAUUCGAGCGAUCGCCGUGUUGACUGGAUAGGCGCCGUUUUGGUGACUGUGGGUUUAAUAUUCUUGCUUUUCGCCGUCAGCGACGGUGAAAAUGCACCGAAUGGGUGGAAGACCAGCUAUGUACUUGCACUUUUAAUCAUCGGCUUCUUUCUCGUGGUGGCAUUCUUCUUUUGGGAAAGGUAUAUCAUUAAUAACACCACCCGUCCUCCUCUCAUGCGUCUUCAACUAUGGACCCGAGCUAAGGGGAGGCUCGCAUCAGUCUAUUUUAUUGGUUUCGUCGCUUGGAUGGGAUUCACAUCCUUGUUCUAUCACACUACAUUGUUUUACCAGCAAGUACAAGGAACCGGUGCUGUUGGUGCUAUGCUUCGUUUUUUGCCCACAUCAGUUUCGGGUAUCCUCUGUAAUGUUCUCGUUGCAUUCCUAGUCAGCAAAGUUAAGACGCAGUAUCUGGUUUGCACUGGACUUUUGGCAACAGGAAUAGCUAAUCUGUUGAUGGCUUUGUCUCAAAAAGACACGCUUUACUGGAGAUUACCAUUUAACGCCAUGUGGCUAUCUGUCAUGGGUGCUGAUUUCCUUAUGGCUACAAGCCUCAUCUUUGUCGCAGCACUUGCGCUUCCAGACGAACAGUCCGUUGCCGGGGCACUUUUCCAAACACUUAUUCAACUCGGUGGAUCCUUCGGUUUGGCAGUGACGUCUGUCAUUUCCAACGUUGAGAAUCAAAAGGCUCUUAGGGCAGGGAAAGAUGAGACUGAAGCUCAGUUGACAGGUUUACACGCCGCGUUCUGGCUUGCGGCCGCAAUGAGUUUUACCGCCCUGGUUAUUGCUCUGAUCGCGCUCAAAGGAAUGGGCACGAUCGGGAAAGGUGAUAAGCGCGGAAAAUUGUCCGAGAAUAAGCAUAAGGAAGAAGAAAAGGAGGAAGAGAAAUAUGCGGUUCAAGGACGUGACGAAAAUGAUGAUAAGGCGGUCUGAUCUAUUAUAAACUCCAUUUUAGGCGUCAUUAUUAGGGUCAUCAUGUAGGGUAUAUGCAUUCAUAAUCCUGGGCUUGAGACUGAAGUAGCCGAUGCUACCACACUUGCUUCGGAGGCGACAACCAUAUAGCUGGGACUAUACAACUGCCUUAGACGUUCUUGUUAAAAAGAGGCCAAGGGAGGUCGUUCGGGAUAGGGCGAGGAACCGAGGGCACAGUGGGUUCAACGAAUCCAAAAGUACGCAUUUCUAUAUGCCGGACUUCUUUGAGACGGAUGCAAUAAAGAUGUGUUCUGUGAUGCUAUGCGCUGCUGCUAGUAGUGGUUGGGUUGGUCUCUUAUUUGGCCUUGGGGUGAUGGAUGAAGGAUAGAUCUUGUGCGCCUGUGGUUUCUGUCGUUGUGAUGUUUGUGAUGGGAAAAAUUCACGUGAGUUGGGAAGAAAUGGAUAAGAUGAUGAGAGAGAAGCAGUAAGAACGAAGCGUUGGUAGUAUAUCUAGC